Molecule: messenger RNA, 1428 nt
Organism: Andrographis paniculata
Lineage: Eukaryota; Viridiplantae; Streptophyta; Magnoliopsida; Lamiales; Acanthaceae
Exons: 11
Coding region: 90-1049 (319 amino acids)
Source: RefSeq, a predicted model, not a curated record
AAGAAAAAAAAAAGGAAAAAAAGAAAAGGGAAAACAGAAGCAAAAUAAAGAAAAUUCGAUAACCUCCCGCAAAGCCAAAGAACUCAACCAUGGCGAUGCAGACUGGCGUUGCUGCCUCCAAGGUCCUGAUUCUCGUUGGCGCAGGUGUCACGGGAUCUGUCAUCUUGAGGAGUGGACAGUUGUCUGAUUUAAUUUCGCAUCUUCAAGAAUUGAUAAAAAGAUUAAAUGAUACUGAAACAUCUCCCGGAAAAUAUGACGCUGCCCUUCUAGCAGCUCAGGUUCGACAAUUGGCUAAAGAGAUCAAGGAAUUAAGUCUAUCCAACCCUGUUACUAUUUUUAAUGGGAAUUCACCCUCCACUGGAAGUUAUGCUUCAUAUAUAUUGCCCGCAGCAGCUGUUGGUGCAAUGGGAUACUGCUACAUGUGGUGGAAGGGGUGGUCACUUUCCGAUGUUAUGUUUGUUACGAAGCAUAAUAUGGCAAAUGCUGUUUCAACUGUGUCAAAGCAGCUGGACAAUUUGUCUGAAGCAUUGGCUUCAACAAAGAGGCAUUUGUCAAAGAGACUGGAAAACUUGGACUGGAAAGUGGAAGAGCAAAGGGAAAUAUCAAAACUCAUUUCCAACGAUGUUGGCGAAGUGAGAUCUAAUCUUAACCAGAUUGGGUAUGACAUUAAUGUGAUCCAUGAGAUGGUAGCCGGCUUGGAAGGAAAAAUCGAGCUACUUGAAAGCAAACAAGAUGUGACUAAUUCGGGUUUGUGGUAUCUCUGCCAAGCAGCGGGAAAUAUUAAAGAGAGUCAGAGCUCAAAAAUAAUUCAGGACGUAGGUGCAAAGCUCAUAGAACACUCAAAUGUUGUUCCUCAGGGAGAGCAGGCAAAGGGGCUUCAGUUCAUUGUUGGAACAGACGAGCCGAGCAUAAUACAGAAAGCAUCUUCUGAAGCAGAUGGUAGUACAGGUAUUGCUGAUAUUUCUAUCGGGAAAGCGCCAGCCUCAAAAAUGAGAAUCCACAGGUCGUUUCCUGUUGGGCUGUCUUUUGCCCGAGACAUUGUGGGUUAAGGUUCUUGAUAUUGGAUCCCUAUUCUCGUGGAAAAACUUCACUGGUAACAGAGCCUGUUUUGAUUCUACCCGUUACGAGGUCAGUGUUCGAUUCUUUUCCAGAAUAAAAUUUGGAAAUCAUUAUUGUGUGUGGCGAACGCCGAUAGAGAGUUACUUGGUCACGCAAGCUUGUUGUUGUGUCAUUGUAUUCUUGUCAAUAUGGGUGCCUAUAUGAAGUGUAUUCUCUUCCUUGUUGCUUAUUAUGCACAUAAAAACCACUAGCUUGAUCCGAUUCGGAUAUUUAUUGAGUCUUUACAAUCUGUAUUGAUGAAUGCACCGUGUCGAGUCUUGUGUGUGUAGAAUGUUAACUACAUGGGGUUAUAAAACAUUUUAUAUACAA